GCAGUUCUAGUUAGUCCUGUUUUGUCCAGUUGGUGGCGUUUGAGCACCAAAGAGUUAACCAUAAAGUGGCAGAGAAGAAGAACGGAACCACCAUCCGUCCUCAAUCACGUUCUCUAACACCAAAUAAAUACCCGGUGCCUUUCAUAGAUUCAUCAUUGUGUGAGAAACGACUAGACCUUGAGAAUGAGUGGCAGGGGAAAAGGCGGUAAAGGACUCGGUAAAGGAGGCGCCAAGCGGCACCGGAAAGUCCUCCGAGACAACAUCCAGGGUAUCACCAAACCCGCUAUCCGUCGUCUGGCUCGCCGUGGUGGAGUCAAGCGGAUCUCUGGUCUGAUCUACGAGGAGACCCGUGGAGUGUUGAAGGUUUUCUUGGAGAACGUGAUCCGUGACGCCGUCACUUACACCGAACACGCCAAGAGGAAGACUGUGACCGCCAUGGAUGUGGUUUAUGCUCUGAAGAGGCAGGGCCGCACUCUGUACGGGUUCGGAGGUUAAACCUACUGCUCAGCCGGUGAUAAACGACAACAAAAGGCUCUUUUCAGAGCCCCCACCUCCAGAAAAUGGCUAAUCUUCUUAACCGUGUCAAAUGUAAUGAUGAACAUUGUAAAACUUUAAAUCAACUCCCUUAUUUCGUCGGCAGUACAGGUGUAAAGGCACAGACUAUACUCUUAUGAUGUAGUUUAAUCUGAACAUCCAAAUGGGUAGUUUCUGAUAACCAUAGAAAGGUUAAAAAGUGCAUUUUACACAAAUUACUGGAAUUGAUAGGAUUAAUGGAUCAACAGGUACUAAACACUUUAGAUAAGUAGAUGAUUUUGGUCACCAGUGGCUGUUUGAGUC
Sphaeramia orbicularis (orbiculate cardinalfish) is the source of this 837-nucleotide messenger RNA. RefSeq names its product histone H4. The transcript has a single exon. Gene Ontology annotation, cellular component: nucleosome. Bases 184 to 495 code for a protein of 103 amino acids. NCBI's taxonomy places the organism in Eukaryota, Metazoa, Chordata, Actinopteri, Kurtiformes, Apogonidae. The record is from RefSeq and is a predicted model, not a curated record. Gene Ontology annotation, molecular function: structural constituent of chromatin; DNA binding; protein heterodimerization activity.